This is a messenger RNA of Synchiropus splendidus (mandarinfish), 2375 nucleotides long. It is a transcript of the gene ptpn2b, whose product is annotated as protein tyrosine phosphatase non-receptor type 2b. The record is from RefSeq and is a predicted model, not a curated record. Gene Ontology annotation, molecular function: protein tyrosine phosphatase activity. Gene Ontology annotation, biological process: protein dephosphorylation. NCBI's taxonomy places the organism in Eukaryota, Metazoa, Chordata, Actinopteri, Syngnathiformes, Callionymidae. The transcript has 10 exons. Bases 157 to 1290 code for a protein of 377 amino acids.
AGACGUCAACUCCAGGGACAGACACCUAACGGCAGCUCGCUAGCUUCUGAAAGUAAAACAAAAGCGUAACCAGUCUCACUUAAGUAAUGAGGUAGAUAGUCGCAUUUUCGGUCGCUCCUCCUGUACAUACACCGCACUGUCACUACCUCGGAGAAAAUGGAGCGGGAGUUUCAAGACAUUGAGUCGGAAGACCGGUGGCAAAAACUCUACCUAGAAAUAAGGGCUAAAUCUUACGAAUGCCCCUAUAAAGUGGCAAAAUAUCCAGAUAAUCGAAUCCGCAACAGAUACAGAGAUGUCAGUCCAUUUGAUCACAGCCGGGUGAAGCUGAAAGGCACAGACAAUGACUACAUUAAUGCCAGUCUGGUGGUGGUGGAGGAAGCCCAGCGACGUUACAUUCUGACUCAGGGUCCGCUGAGCAAUACAUGUGGACACUUUUGGCUCAUGAUUUGGGAACAAAAGACGAAAGCCGUCAUCAUGCUUAAUCGGGUGAUCGAGAAAGGCUCGGAAAAGUGUGCGCAGUACUGGCCCAUGUCAGAGGAAAGUGAAAUGACGUUUGGUGAAACAAAUUUCCUGGUCAGGUUGUUAUCAGAAGAUAAGAAGUCUUACUACACCACCAGAGUGCUAGAGCUGAACAAUGUCAAGACAGGAGAGAAAAGAGAAAUCUACCAUUUUCAUUACACCACGUGGCCUGACUUUGGCGUCCCUGAAUCGCCAGCCUCCUUCCUAAACUUCCUUUACAAGGUGCGCGAGUCGGGUGCCCUGGGACUGGAUCAAGGUCCAGCUGUGGUUCACUGCAGUGCUGGAAUCGGACGCUCCGGGACAUUUUCCUUAGUGGACACUUGUCUUGUCCUGCUGGACAAGAGGAAGGAGCCCGUGUCUGUGGACAUCAAGAGUGUCCUCCUGGACAUGAGGAAGUACCGUAUGGGUCUAAUCCAGACUCCAGACCAGCUGCGUUUCUCCUACAUGGCUGUUCUGGAAGGAGCCAAGUGCAUUGUUGGAGACGCGUCUGUACAGAAUCAGUGGCAGGAGUUAUCCCAAGACCAGGAGUCCACGUCAGACUGUCCUCAGACAAAGUGUCCCACCGACAGACUGAACGGCAGCUCACAUGAAGCCCAGUCAGAUGACAGGAAACCAGAUGCGCGGAAGUCCGACCAUGAGCAGGACAGCAGCUCCACACACAAGCGACGACGAGAAGACAGCUCCUUGUCGGGCAAGUCACCUCAGAGCAGACCCAGGACCAGCGACCCGGAGCGGAAGAGAAAAAGUUUGGGCUGCAUUUGCUGCACGUGAGCUGUCCAGCUGUUGACCUUUCCCCCACUCCCACACCCUUUUUUAAGAGCAACCUCAACCUUGAAGAGCAAGUUUAGUGGAGGAAGUGUAGCUUUAAAAAAAUCCUUCCGUGACAUUAAGGUGUGAGCUGAGUGGGUGUAGCUUGCUGUGUUCUUACUUUCUUGAAGUGGUGUGGUUGUGCGUUUUUGGGCUAUUACGUCACUCACCAAUGCACUUUUGUGUCAUGUUUCGCUUUUGCCACUGUUUAGUAUAAACACGACAUCACCGUCCUCCAAAAACAAUGCGUCAGAGCAGGCCGUCAAACUAGAUCCGAUCAGACUCCUCUCCAGCUGUUUAUGCUUUCAUACCAUUUGCACAGCACCAUAUCUGGAUUAAAAAAAAUCUAAAUUCUUCAUGAUGUACUGAACCAUAUCCUCGGCAGAAGUUGGGUACGUUUUCACUUAUUUUUUUCUGUUUGCUAUUGCAAAACCUUUCUGUUAAAUCUAUCUGAAUUUUGAAAUCAUAAAAAAAAGGAUUUUGGCCUCUUGGCGUCGGCAGUCAGUAUCAUCCAAGCAACUCACAAACAAUAAAUAAAGAGAGAAAAAUGUGGAAGACGCAAUACUGAGCUAUGCAUCGCUUUUAAGAGCUGAAGUUGUAACGCCUCCUCUUGUGCUUUCAAAACUGCAUCUCUUCUGUGUUCCAGUCCGCCGUGGUCUUUACCUGUGACUGGUGUGUCCCAGUAGCUUCUAUCACUCGGUGUCAACCCAGGUCGCUUCUUAUUUUGUGACACUGACUGAUCGAUGUGGCCUCUCUGAGCUGUGGUCGACACCCUGGGAUGUGAACUGCUCCUCUCAAGGGAGCUGCAGUUUUGGACACCCACCAGGGGCGUCAACAGACUAGGGCCCAGUUAGCAGGAGGAAGUGUGCGGACGUGAAGAGGCACGAUCUUUGUGAUGAAUCGGCACUGAGUUGAAGUGAUUUGCAGAUCAACAGCAUUCUUGCUUGUCUGACACUCUCACCGGGUGAAUAAUAAUUUGCACUUUUACUGGGAAUUCUUCACCCUAGUUUGAUUCCACAAUUCCACAAUAAUUGAUUUUUUUUUAACUU